UGCGCUCUGGCCCGGGGGCGGGUGGAAGCCGGCACAGAAGGUCGGGAGCCUAUGGCCGGGCCGCUGCUCCGGAGCGGGGUGCGCCGGUUCCCCUGGCUCUGCAACGUGCUGCUCUACGGCAGCCUCUUCUCGGCCGGGGACGCGACUCAGCAGCUGCUGCGGCGGCGCCCGGGGCAGGAGCCCGACUGGGCGCAGACCCGGCACGUGGCGCUGGUGGCCCUCAGCUUCCAUGGCAACUUCAACUACGUGUGGCUGCGGGGGCUGGAGCGGGCGCUGCCCGGCCGCGCGCCCGGCGCGGUGCUGGCCAAGGUGCUGUGCGACCAGCUGGUGGGGGCGCCUGUCGCCAUCCUGGCCUUCUACACGGGCAUGAGUAUACUUCAGGGGAAAGAGAACAUUUUUUCCGACUGUAAAAAGAAAUUCUGGAAUACAUAUAAGACUGGGCUGAUGUACUGGCCUUUUGUGCAGCUUUCAAACUUCGUUCUGGUCCCUGUUUACCUGAGAACAGCUUACACUGGGCUCUGUGGCUUUCUCUGGGCUAUCUUCAUUUGCUUUUCACAACAGAGCGGUGAUGGCACAGCAAAGUCGGCUUUUCUGUGGUUCCGAAGAGAAGAGGUCAAUGCAGAUGGAGAACCAUCAGAGAAAUGAGGAAGUUGUUUAAUGGAGUAUUUAUUUUAAAUGGUUAAAAUGUGCUUAUAAAGGGCAAUGAAUUGCACCGCCAGCUGAUUGCUGUGUUUUAAAAUGAAUCUUCAUCCGAGGGCUCAGUGGUCAUUAUAUACAGUGCAAUAGUUUGGUUUUGCACCUGUUUAUUUUCACAGAAAAGAGGCCCAUUGUAUAUUGCUGUUUAAUUAUUUUCAUGCUGGCAGCUAGUCUCCUCUGGGGACUCUAGCCACUUGCUUGUCAGAGUGCAGCAAGAGCAUUUGCACAACAUGGUAGCCAGCCUCAUUGGGGAGAAAUAUUAGCUGUAAUUUAAUUUUCAAGCAACUUCUAAUUGCUAGAAAAAGGAGGAUAGAACAGUGUUUAUACCUGCCAGUUAUUAUGGGAGCAAGAUUGCUUUUGCAUUCACUGGAGUUUUCUCUGAAUUGCAACAUAUGGUACUGAAUCUAUAUUUAUUCUGAGAAAAAAUUGUACUCUUUUUUUUUAUAAGAACCGAUUAUAACAUUUUAAAAACUUUUGCCUUAGCCUGCAGUGAGAAUCUGUACAAAGACAAUAAUUUAGCCUUGCAAAAUUUACCAGCCUAAGCACAAAAUGUAUUUGCUCACCCUCUACAAUGAUCAAUGACACGGAAAAAUUAACAACAUUUUAUGUCUAUUUAGCAUAGUUUCCCAACUGGAGUGAGUGAAUGGAAUUUUGCAAGACUGAUGUACCUGUUGAAUUGUUAUUGCUGUGUGUGUAUUUAAUAUCCUCAAGAUAAUGAGGCAAUUAAAAGAUGGCUUUAUUUAUUCUGGUUAGAACUUUUAAAAUCAACAUUAUAUUUGGAUAUUUGUACUCCUUUUCAGUAAGAUUCAUGGUGUAUGGAGUAUGGAUGAAUGUGUAUGAUAGAGACAAUAUAUAACACUCAAAAGCAAAUUAGAAAUAAUGUGCUCAAAUUAAUGCUUUUUGUGAUAAUUCUAUUAUAGGUAGUGCUUUUAUUUUUAUUUCUGCAUGUGCCUUAAAUGUAUAGUGAUGAACUGUAUUCAUUUAGAAGAAAGGAACUUGGGAGGAGUGCCACUGCAGGGAAAAUAAGGGAAAUUGACAAGAAUUUCAAGGAAGAGUAUACACAAUCUCUAUGUGAUCUGCAAUAAGAUGUGGAAAGCAUUCAAUUGUGAUCGUUUUUGAACUUUUACCAAUAAAUGUGACAGCUAUCAGGAUUGCAAAUAAUAAGAAAUAAGGUUCAGUUUGAUAUCAGAUUACUAAUCCCUCCUACGGAGUUGAAAGACAGUUAUUUUCUGUUCUCUGUUUCUUUACCGUGUCAGCAUGCACAAAAUGAAAAGAAUAUAGUUCUUGGAGAAAAAAUGAUGACUGAGAUUUAGUGUUGCUUUGCUGUGUGCUGUAACAAUAUGCUAAUAUGCCUUGAAGUAGAUGCAAUUUGUUAGUGGAUGAAAUGAUUCAUAUAUACUUAUAAUUGUUAGUAAAAUUUGUAAUGAGUGGAACAUCCCUCUUAUUUUUAAAGCUUUGGAUGUUUAUACAAGCUCUGCAUUAGUGCUGUAUACUUUUCUGAUGCCAGUUAUUCAGGAACUUGGCUUAAAUAGGAUUUUUGUCUGGAUAAGAACUUCAGGAUUUAUCUCCAUGUUUCUUCUGUUUGCAGUAUAUAGAAAAGUAGUUCUUUGUUCCUUUGCUCUUUUGUGUAAUCACACUGGAGCAUGUAGUUCUCAUGCUUCAGUAAACUUAAGAAUCUAAGUAAUCCUUUUACUCCCUCCAUUUCUCUUGAAAAGUUGGUAAGGACUACGUAAGUAAACUAAUCUCUCUUCCUGUUCUAAAACCUCUUUGUAAUCACAAGCUUUGGCAGUUAGUAGGCAUGUUUCAGGGGUGGGAGAUGCAAAAAUGUGGCUAUCUUGGGCCAGAUCCUCAGGUGGUGUAAAUUGGCAUAGCUCCUUUGAAAUUUUUGGAACUCUGUCAGUAUAUACCAUCUGAAGAACUGGCUCCUUACUUUUUGGAAAUACUAUAAUUUCUUACCACUUUAUAGAUUAGGAGACUCUAAUAUGACUUUUCCUACAUAUGCAGGGCUAAUGAGUUGGUGAUACAGUACUUACCAACAAGAACAUCCAAAGUAGCAAACCGCGGACAAGCAGCUGGGCAGGUUUGCCCUCAUGUUUGUUUGGAUGCGUGUUUCAUAGGUGGUCCCAGAGAGUCCACCUAAAGGAGCUGUAAUAGACUUAAUGCCAACUGAACACUGCACAAAAUUCACCAAAAAAGUAUGGCUAGAUAUAAGAAGUCAAGGUGGAACUCAGCAGACAGAGGGAACUCUCUGCCAUCAGCUAUCAGGCAUGUAUUCACAUUACACCUCCAUUUCAUGGGGUUGUUUCUAAGAUCAAAUGAGUAGAGAAGGCAAAUUCUGACCAAGUGUGACAGCAACUUGGUUUUAUUCGGCGUAGCUUAUACAGGGUCUGAAUUUGGCCAAGUGAGAAUUUGAAAGUCUGUUCCAAUUACACUAAUUUU
This is a messenger RNA of Chelonoidis abingdonii (Abingdon island giant tortoise), 3135 nucleotides long. Its product is annotated as bMERB domain-containing protein 1. Lineage: Eukaryota; Metazoa; Chordata; Testudines; Testudinidae. Gene Ontology annotation, cellular component: mitochondrion; microtubule cytoskeleton; cytoplasm. Gene Ontology annotation, biological process: mitochondrial ribosome assembly; negative regulation of microtubule depolymerization. The record is from RefSeq and is a predicted model, not a curated record.